CAGCAGCAUGAACCUGAAGAAGUACUUCAUUCGGGCGCUGCACCGCCUGCAGAAGGGCCCUGGCUACACCUACAAGGAGCUGCUGGUCUGGUACUGCGACAACACCAACACCCACGGCCCGAAGCGCAUCAUCAAAGAGGGGCCAAAGAAGAAAUUAAUUUGGUUCUUCCUAACGUUGCUCUUUGCGUCUCUGGUCUUCUGGCAGUGGGGUAUCCUCAUCAACACUUACCUCUCCUAUAACGUCACGUCAUCUCUCUCUAUUGGCUUUAAGACCAUGAAGUUCCCAGCAGUGACGGUCUGCAAUGCCAACCCUUUCAAAUACUCAGAGGUGAAGCAUCUGCUGAAAGAGCUGGACAGGCUCAUCGAAGCGGCACUGGAGAGGAUUCUGCAGCCCACGCCAGGGAACAGCAGCGAGAACACCUCCCCACCGCUUGACCUGGAGCUCUGGCACCAGAUACCCCUGGUCCUCAUUGACGAGCAUGACAAAGACAAUCCCAUCAUCUUGGACAUCUUUGAGAGCAACCAGACCACUGUGGGAAACGAAACUGCUAUGGAUAACCAAACCACUGCGGAAAAGAAGUACAAGCUGGCAGUGAAGCUGUGCAGCCAUCAGGGCUCCGACAACUGCACCUACAGAAACUUCACCAGCGCGGCGCAGGCGGUGACCGAGUGGUACAUCCUGCAGUCCACGAGCAUCCUCUCCAAAGUCCCGCUGCAAGAGAGAAUCAGGAUGGGCUACCAGGCAGAAGACAUGAUCCUGGCGUGUCUCUAUGGGGCCGAACCCUGCAACUACAAGAAUUUCACACAAAUCUAUCAUCCAGACCACGGUAACUGCUACAUCUUUAACUGGGGCAUGGAGGAAGAGGCUUUGAAUUCUUCCAACCCCGGAGCCGAGUUUGGGCUGAAGUUAAUUCUGGACAUCAGUCAGCAGGACUAUAUCCCCUACCUGUCAUCCGCUGCGGGGGCCAGGCUCAUGCUGCAUCAACAGAAGAGCUUCCCCUUCCUUAAGGAUCAGGGCAUCUAUGCGAUGGCCGGGACGGAAACCUCCAUCGGCGUGUUAGUGGAUGAACUGGAACGGAUGGGCUCUCCCUACAGUGACUGCACCAUGAACGGCUCUGAUGUCCCCGUAAAAAAUCUCUAUAGCCAAUAUAAUACUUCCUAUUCCAUACAGGCUUGCCUGCGCUCUUGUUUCCAAAAUCACAUGAUUGAAAUCUGCGGAUGCGGUCACUAUAUGUUUCCUUUACCUGAAGGGGUAAAUUAUUGCAAUAACGAAGAUGACCCAGGUUGGGCAUAUUGCUAUUCAUCACUGAGAUCAAGUAUAAGACACAGACAGAUUUGUAUUGACUCUUGUAAGGAAACGUGCAACGACACGCAGUAUAAGAUGACCAUCUCCAUGGCAGACUGGCCCUCUGAAGCUUCAGAGGACUGGAUUUUCCAUAUUCUGUCUUAUGAAAGGGAUAUGUCAACAAAUGUGACUCUGGACAGAAACGGCAUCAUCAAGCUGAACAUUUACUUCCAGGAGUACAACUACCGCACCAUCUCGGAGUCUGCCGCCACGACGAUCGUCUGGCUGCUGUCGAGCCUGGGAGGCCAGUUCGGGUUCUGGAUGGGGGGCUCGGUGCUGUGCCUCAUCGAGUUCGGGGAAAUCAUCAUCGACUCGCUGUGGAUCACCAUUAUUAACGUCAUCGGUUGGUGCAAAGGCCUGAAGCAGAAGCGGGCGCAGGCGCGGUACCCGGAUGCGCCCCCGACGGCGGCUGAGCUGAGCGAUGCAGAGAGCUCACCCGGCCCCCGGCUUUCCCAGGAGCCCAUCACAACCCACCAGCACCUGCCUUUCUGA
Charadrius vociferus (killdeer) is the source of this 1837-nucleotide messenger RNA. RefSeq names its product sodium channel, non-voltage-gated 1, beta subunit (gene SCNN1B). Gene Ontology annotation, molecular function: ligand-gated sodium channel activity. Gene Ontology annotation, cellular component: membrane. The coding region runs from base 8 to 1837 and encodes 609 amino acids. Lineage: Eukaryota; Metazoa; Chordata; Aves; Charadriiformes; Charadriidae. The transcript is spliced from 14 exons. The record is from RefSeq and is a predicted model, not a curated record. Gene Ontology annotation, biological process: sodium ion transmembrane transport.